AGUGGAGCCGAGAACUUCCGGAAGUGGAAUGCAGUCCACAAACGGCUAGGGCACUGUUUCCCACACUCACGAGCCGUAUAGUGGUUAGUUAAACAUCUGGGCACCGGUAAAACUUCUUCCACCCGGCACCAUGUCCGUUUUGUGUUAUAAUAAGGGAUGUGGACAGCAGUUUGAUCCAGAAAAUAACCCAGAAGAUGGCUGCACCCAUCAUCCAGGAAUCCCAGUAUUCCAUGAUGCAUUGAAGGGAUGGUCCUGCUGCAAGAAAAGAACCACUGACUUCUCAGACUUUCUCAACAUUGUUGGCUGUACAAACAGUCCCCACAACAAGGAGAAGCCCCCUGAGCCGGAGAAACCAGAUGUGACAUCGUCAGGAGAAAAGAAAGAUAUAGACGACCCAAAGUUCAAUGAGUUCAUCAUUUCCGCACCAAAGCCUCAUGAGUCGAUACGCAGACCAAGUGCUGAUGAGCCGAUGGGGAGGAUGCCGCACAAAGUCUCUUCUUCUCUGAAGCAGGCUUUGGAGAAACUGAAGCUUACUGAAAAUGCAGAAGAGAAGAAAGAGGAAGAUAAUGACGAGAUCAAGAUUGGAACAUCCUGUAAGAAUGCAGGAUGUACUAAAAGUUUUGACGGACCUGCAAGCGAUUCGGAAGAGUGCUCAUACCACUCGGGAUUUCCUAUCUUCCAUGAAGGGAUGAAAUACUGGAGCUGCUGUAAGAGGAAAACCUCCGACUUUAACACCUUCCUCUCUCAAGAGGGCUGUACCACGGGAGAACAUCUAUGGAGGAAAAAAGAUGAGGGUAACAAAGUGGUUCCAUGUCGGUUUGACUGGCACCAGACGGGGAUGCAGGUCAUCGUCUCCAUCUACGCCAAGAAUGGCAUCCCAGAGCUGAGCUACGUGGAGGCUAACAGCACCACGAUCGACAUCCAUGUUAUAUUUGAGGGAGAGAAGGAAUUUUUGCAGAAAAUCAACUUGUGGGGAGUUAUAGACGUGAGUAAAAGCGUAGUGAACAUGAUGGCCGCCAAAAUCGAGAUAGCCAUGAAGAAAUCCGAGCCCUUGACAUGGGCACGCCUUGACCUUCCUCCACCGGCCCCACCCAAAGAGGAAAUAAAGGAAAAAGAGGAGACUGAUAGCGAGGAGGAAGAUGAUGAAUGAUGAGGUAUUCAAUGACAAACAUGGUGCGUACCUUUUAGCUGAAUCCAAGGCCACACAGUUCAUUCCUUACCUCUCUAAAGAGUCGCCUCUUUUGCUGUCAUGGACUAUUGGCCUCUGCUCUUCAACAGCGUUCCCGUUUCAUUCUUAUUUGUCAACAAACUUGAUUUUGCUAGUUCUUCUUGAGUUGUUGUCCUUUGUACUGCUCAAUAUAGAUGUUGGAAUGCUUGGGAAUCUACAACAUUUGUUUACAAAAUGUUUCCACUAAAGGUUAAGGGUUACACUUGGUAAUUGCACUGAAAUUCCCUGGGGAUUACUACCACCCAAUAAGAUAAGAGUCGGGUGUGACUAUGCUUAAGUCAUCCUAAAGGACCACAGUUCUCUAUUCCCACAAUGUAUGUUAAAAGUUUCAUCCAUCCUAUCAUUUCGUAUAUUUAAUGAUUGCAUUGUUUGUCCACCAGAAUCACUUCUGACUGAAUGCAGUGCUCAUAGAUAUGUUCCCAUGACAAUGAAGCGGCUCCAUGUAGUCUAAGCAGGAAAUGUUAAUCUCCAUGACACUUGUUCGAUAUGAAUAAGUUGUGUUUAAAAGAAAUACAACAGCUAAUUUGGACCCUUAAACUUACAAAUUAAAAUGUGCUCCUUCUACCCCCUUUCAUUCACAUCACAAAUUGUAUUUUUUACCAUGAUUAUACCUGAUGUAUAUUUGUACAAGUUUUGCUUUCGAAAUGAUCAAUGCUGUAUUCAACUAAGUUCUUGUUAAAGCAACACAGCGCAGUUUGUAUAAUGAGAAUGUACUGUAAUAUCAGAGAAUGCUAAUUGAAUACAAAUUAUUUUUCAGCAAAGUACUGUAUUGUUCAAAAUGCUAUGCUAGAGAGCACAUCUCAGAUUUGGCUGACGUAUGGGUAAAAAUGAUUAGAGAACCAAUUUACCAAAAAUAAACAUUUGUGUUGAACUUUU
Notothenia coriiceps (black rockcod) is the source of this 2104-nucleotide messenger RNA. It is a transcript of the gene chordc1b, whose product is annotated as cysteine and histidine-rich domain (CHORD) containing 1b. The record is from RefSeq and is a predicted model, not a curated record. Lineage: Eukaryota; Metazoa; Chordata; Actinopteri; Perciformes; Nototheniidae. The transcript is spliced from 11 exons. Bases 131 to 1150 code for a protein of 339 amino acids.